This is a messenger RNA of Drosophila takahashii, 370 nucleotides long. Its product is annotated as MICOS complex subunit Mic10. NCBI's taxonomy places the organism in Eukaryota, Metazoa, Arthropoda, Insecta, Diptera, Drosophilidae. The record is from RefSeq and is a predicted model, not a curated record. Gene Ontology annotation, cellular component: MICOS complex; mitochondrial inner membrane; mitochondrion.
CAUAAAUUAUCUAUUAACUAUUAUCGGCAGCAGUGAAGUAGAGUGGAUAUGUCGACGGCCCCCGAAGAUCGUUUGCGCGAGAACCUCAACCGCUGUCUGUCGGACUCCCUGGUGAAGGGAUUCGGAGGCCUGGUGAUCGGAUCGGUGGUCACCCUGCUCUUCUUCCGGAGGCGCAUUUGGCCCGUCUGGCUGGGCACCGGAUUCGGCGUGGGCAUGGCCUACCGGGGCUGUGAGAAGGAGCUCAACGAGGUGACCUUUGACCCGCAGAAGUGAUGGCGAGCAAAGAAGUGGACAAUGGAUUUUACGAAUGCUCAAAUACGGUUUAAUCCCUUGCGUUUGUUUUGGAAUGUGGAACGAUUUGAGUAAAUGA